AUGGGUUUUAGAGGACUCGCUAUUCGGGUUUAUCAUAAGUCUUAACAUGUCACUGGUGUUGUAUUUUGUGCGUGUAGUGACAUGGAGGAGUUGGUCCGGAGGAAGGGACAAAUGCUCAUUGCUUCGUUUGUGAGAACCUGCAUGUUUUACUACAGAUAUUUCACAUUGUAAAGGCCUUCUCUUGGAUGAAGUAUAAGUAGAUGGCCUUCCCUCCUUUACCAGAAACCCUCUUCCACUCAAGCCCAUUACUCUUCAUCAACUCUACCACUACCACUGAAUACCAAUAUCCUUUCAUACAACAUUUCAGUUUUAUCAAGAUAACAAUCAUGGGUUCAGUCGAAGCAAACGGCCAUCCUAAAGUCUUCAUCAAUGUCGGAGCCAAAAAUGUCCCCUUCUACACUCCUAUCCAAGACCCUCCCGCAGGAACCCCAUGGGAUGUUCAACCCGAAGGCAGCCUAUUCUCCCCCCUCAAGCUACGAGGUCUAACGCUCCACAAUCGUAUCAUCGUAUCACCAAUGUGCCAAUACUCUGCUAAGGAUGGCUACAUGACCCCAUGGCACAAACAGCACCUUGGAAGUUUCGCCGCACGUGGCCCUGGACUCAUCAUCACGGAAGUAAAUGCUGUGUCACCAGAGGGACGAAUCAGCCCUCAAGAUGCCGGUAUCUGGGAAGAUGGACAGCUUGAGCCUCUGAAAGAGAUUGUGGAUUUCGUUCAUAGCCAGGGUGCAAGAAUUGCUAUUCAGAUGGGUCAUGCGGGAAGAAAAGCGAGUACUGUUGUGCCCUGGCUGGAUCGCAAGAACACAGCUGUCAAAGAGGCUGGUGGCUGGCCUGACGAAGUGGUUGCACCAAGUGCAAUUCCCUACAGUCCAGAGUCUCUAACUCCCAGGGAGAUGACAAGCGACGACAUUGCCAGAUUCAAGCAAGAUUGGGUUGCUGCUGUGAAAAGGGCACUCAAGGCUGGCUUUGAUGCCAUCGAAAUCCACGCUGCACAUGGAUAUCUCCUAAACGCAUUCCUCUCCCCAGCCUCAAACCAACGAACAGAUCAAUACGGAGGAUCUUUCGAAAACCGCAUUCGUAUCCUUCUCGAGAUUGUUCAACUCACUCGCGAUAUCGUCCCCGAGGACUUUCCCCUUCUUGUCCGCAUGCCAGGAACAGAUUACCUCGAGUUUGAUUCAUCUUUGCCACAGUGGCACAUCGAAGAAGCCGCAAAGCUCGGACAAAUCCUCGCCGCGAACGGUAUUGAUCUGAUUGAUAUAUCAGGCGGUGGUUUGGAUAGUCGUCAGAAGAUUACUUCUGCCCCCGGGUAUCAAGUCCCGUAUGCUUCUGCCGUGAAGAAAGCUGUCAAAGAUACCGGAGUUGCUGUGACUUCAGUGGGGAUGAUCACCUCUGGAAAGCAAGCUCAGGGUUAUCUGAGUGAUGGCUCUGUGGACGCUGUGUUGGUGGGACGAGGGUUCCUCAAGGACCCCAAUCUUGUCUGGCACUGGGCGGAUGAGCUGGAUGUUGACAUCCACGUCGCUUCUCAAUAUGGAUGGGGUUUCGGAAUGACCCGUACUCACCGACACAGAAAGCACUAAACAGCGCGUACACUAUGCGGCCUCUCCUGUUCCUUUCAUUCAUAUAGACAACUUCGAUAUAGACGAUAAAUAGAGUCAGUAUGAAUCAAUACAACUGCUCAACAAAAUGUCUUGUUUAUGCUCGACAUCUUUCUAUGGAUUUCACAAACCUGAACAAUUCAUACAAUUCUCAUAGCAUGUUCCAAUGCAUCACAACUCAUGAUAUCCAGAUUGUCCCCAACCUUACGCAGCAUUGCUGCGAGCCCGACGCGUAGCCCUUAUCUUUUGCUGCGCCCUGGCCCUCUGUAACAUCUCAUCAUCUAUGCCCUGACGCCAUGAACAAUCGGAAGCAAAUUCACAUGUUCUACACUUGAAUGCUUCCUCUAUAUCGACGCCUCUUGCAUCGCGUUUACCUUUCCACCAAUCCAUAUAGUUAGCAAGAUAGGUCUCCAGAGCUUGUCUCGAAGCAGGAAAGUCGUGAAGAUCGAUUUCACGACCAUCGCUGCGGUGGACGUAUUGAACUCGAAGCAUGUGUCCAAGAGAGUGUUCGCCCUGAGGGAAGGUGAGCUCUAUCUCAUGCUCGACAAGAGGAAUGAGUUCGCGUAGAGUUCGAUACUGCAACAGAUCUGGUCCAGCUGAAGAAGAGCUCUGGAAACUCGAGGAAGGAUGUUCUUGGGUGAAUUCUGUUUCUGUUUCUGAUGCAUCCACGAAAAUCUCAUCAUGCAAGCUGCCGACUUGUGCGAUGAAGGUGUCUGAGAAGGUGUCAUCUGGAUCAAGUCCGUACCGUCGAAAGACCUUGAGGAAAUCCAGUUUUCCAGCAGCCAUACUAGACAAGAACUGAUGAUACAAAAGUAAUUGAAUCUUUGCAGGUCGUAUUUGAGCGUUGGAAACAGGAGAAAAUGAUCCGCGAGUCUUGACGUCUGCAAGAUAAAUCUUUGGCCCCGAGUCAUUCUUAUGAUUCGUGUUUUUCGGCGGAAAGUAGUCGGUCACCGAAGAUUGUCGUCCGGUCGUGUCAGACUCUUGACUAGAGAGUUCUGCUUCAAAUUCAGGAUUGGGGUUCUCGUAGCUCACGCUAUCGAUGACUCCAUUGACGAGGUUCCCAUCAAUCAUGCCCCAUACUUCGAGUUCACGAGUGAGUCCCGUGUCUCUCAAGGUUCUGAGUCCUUGAACUAGAUUCCACAGUUUGAGUCCAAAUGCAUCUUCCUUGGUCAUGAUGUCAAUUUGAACUGUAGUGUGGACUUCAUCCUCAAGCUUUUUGUGAACUUUGGUUCCUUGCUUCAUGGCUGCUGUUCUGGUUCUUCGACCUCCAGGUAAGCGGGUGAGAGUAUACCAGUACUGCAACUCGCACCAAGCACCAGACGUAAGAUCGGUCACGGUCAGUGGUCUCUUAGGAUAUGACCUGAACCGCUGCAGAGGUGAGCGGCCAUCGUCAUACGGAUCAGCCUCAUUUGCCUCAGUUGCUGGUGUUGGAGAAACACUUGGUUCUGAUUCUAGAGG
Messenger RNA from Fusarium odoratissimum NRRL 54006, 3050 nucleotides. RefSeq names its product oxidoreductase. The record is from RefSeq and is a predicted model, not a curated record. Gene Ontology annotation, molecular function: NADPH dehydrogenase activity; NADP binding; FMN binding. Gene Ontology annotation, cellular component: intracellular anatomical structure. The transcript has 6 exons. Lineage: Eukaryota; Fungi; Ascomycota; Sordariomycetes; Hypocreales; Nectriaceae. The coding region runs from base 201 to 1574 and encodes 457 amino acids.